AUGACAUUCAACAAAAUGCGCUUCCCAAUCGUUUGGAUUACUUUGGCACUUUGUGUCGUUUUAUGUGCUAUUGAGGUACAUUCCGGACCAGUGGAUCAGGAUUUGAGACUGGCUUCUAAGGAUUCCUCAAGAUCCGGCCGACAAGAACCAUAUGAUGAAGAUUCCGGCGAGGAAAAUGAUGAUGGCAGUAAUGAAGGGGGUGAUGAUGACGAUGGAGAAGGCGACAGCGGUGCUGGUGACGAUGACGACGAAGAAGAAGAAGAAAGAAGUCUCCACAAACGUCAUGUGAGAGAUGCUGUACAAAAACCACUCCUUGUCAAUGAUGAACAACAACAACCCGAUGAAGAUAGUGUCAUUCCGAGUACUGACGCACCUGGCACCGACAAACCAACCAAGAAGCCAUCGGUACUCCUGAUGCUUAGCACUGCAUUGGAUAAAGCUAUAGCGGCGACGACGAAACUCCCUUCCCAACAAAUGGCCAGUGAUGCUGCUAGUGUUUUCUUGCUACUCGGUCAAGUUUUCAGUGAAGCUAUUGACAAGGUGAUCGGUGAGGAUGGCCCGGAAGAAGCAGCUGUAACUGAAAUUGGAGUAACAGUUGCUCCAGUUUAUAGUCCAGCUGAAGAGUUGACAGCACAACUUCCCAUUGAACAUCAUCCAGUGAAAGUUGAAAAACAACCAGAAAUUAACUCUAGUCAGAGUCAGAGUGUUGCAUUUCCUUCGAGUUCAUAG
This is a messenger RNA of Episyrphus balteatus (marmalade hoverfly), 729 nucleotides long. RefSeq lists its product as uncharacterized. The record is from RefSeq and is a predicted model, not a curated record. The transcript has 2 exons. The coding region runs from base 1 to 729 and encodes 242 amino acids. NCBI's taxonomy places the organism in Eukaryota, Metazoa, Arthropoda, Insecta, Diptera, Syrphidae.